This is a messenger RNA of Cornus florida, 1229 nucleotides long. RefSeq names its product eukaryotic translation initiation factor 6-2-like. Gene Ontology annotation, molecular function: ribosomal large subunit binding. Gene Ontology annotation, biological process: assembly of large subunit precursor of preribosome; ribosomal subunit export from nucleus; cytosolic ribosome assembly. The transcript is spliced from 8 exons. Gene Ontology annotation, cellular component: cytosol; preribosome, large subunit precursor; nucleolus. The coding region runs from base 195 to 932 and encodes 245 amino acids. NCBI's taxonomy places the organism in Eukaryota, Viridiplantae, Streptophyta, Magnoliopsida, Cornales, Cornaceae. The record is from RefSeq and is a predicted model, not a curated record.
UUCUUGAUCAUCAAGUUUCUUGAAAGCCCACUUUCUUAAAAAAGGGUUUCUUGAAGCGCAAGGCCAAAAAUAAGAAUGUACUGUUGAAAUCGAUCCUCUUUUGAAGACCUAUAUAUAUAAUUAUUGUUUGUACGUGUUAAUCUCAGGCGUUCGCGAAGAAAAGACUCCAUAGGAUUCUCAUUGUCUUGUUCAUCAUGACAACUAGGCUUCAAUUUGAGAACAAAUGUGAAAUUGGGGCGUUCUCGAAACUGACCAACGCGUACUGUUUGGUAGCAAUUGGAGGUUCAGAAAACUUCUACAGCACGUUUGAGGCUGAAUUAGCAGGUGUUAUUCCUGUGGUAAAAACCUCCAUUGGAGGCACUAGUGUUAUCGGACGGCUUUGUGCUGGAAACAAAAAUGGGCUUCUCUUGCCUCACACCAUCACCGAUCAAGAACUUCAACACUUGCGGGAAAGUCUACCGGAUGAAGUUGUAAUUCAGCGCAUUGAUGAGAAGCUCUCUGCUUUAGGGAAUUGCAUAGCAUGCAAUGAUCAUGUUGCUCUUACGCACCCUGAUCUUGACAAGGAAACUGAGGAGAUGAUUGCGGAUGUUCUUGGGGUAGAAGUUUUUCGACACGCUAUUGCUGAUAAUACUGUUGUGGGAAGCUACUGUGCCUUAUCCAAUAGAGGGGGUUUGGUUCAUCCUGAAACAUCCAUUGAAGAUUUGAAGGAACUAUCAACCCUCCUUCAGGUCCCUUUGGUGGCGGGGACUGUGAACCACGGUAGUGACUUGAUAGCUGCUGGUUUGACAGUAAACGAUUGGACCGCAUUCUGUGGAUCAGACACUACAGCAAUAGAAUUGGCUGUCAUUGAGAGAGUCUUCAAGUUGAGAACAGCUAAACCCAAUGCCAUCGUUGAUGAGAUGAGGAAAUCGUUGAUUGAAAGCUACGCGUGAGUUUUUUAGGGGGAAUGAUUUGGCCCAUAGAAGCGAGAGGACCUGGAUUUACUCUUAAUUUUGGUGUUCACUUUUGGGUAUAAAAUGUUCAUGUUGUUUUAGAGUUUCAGAUGUGGGCAUUGUGUCAUUAAUUUUGAAAUUGGUAUAAGUUCUUCGCAAAUUAUGUAGUAAUAUUUAGCUUUCUAAGUCAGAAAACUAAAUGGUCAGGUCAGUUACUUUGUACAAGUAUCUUGUGUUUUUCUUUGAUUGUUGAUCAGACCAAUCUGAGGAAAUUUGAUAAAAAUCACUUUUUUCUUC